CCGGAUGUACAGUUAUACAUUUCCUGUAGCUUUAGGGCUCCGGUGGCACCGCAGAGACCAGCGGACUUUCUUCAGUUCAUCGGCUCUUCCAGUGGAGGAUAGGUUGUUCCGAACCAUUAACACACCUGUAGCCGCAGGCAGGUUGCGGCCAUCCGACCAUGGCCUCCAUCACCUGCCGGGUCCAGUACCUGGAGGACUCUGAUCCAUUCAUCUGCACAAACUUCCCCGAACCUCGGAGACCUCCGACGGUGAACCUGGAGGAGGACCUGCCGCUCAGUGAGCAGAUCGCCGGGAUACACAAGCUGCUGGACGCGCCGCUGAAGCUGGACGAGUGCACCCUGCAGUUAUCUGCUAACGGAAACUACUUGGACCUGGACUCGUCUCUGGCCGAGCAGAGGGACGAGCUGGACAGCUUCUAUGAAGAUGUGACAAAAGGAAAGAAGCCCAUUCUGAUCCUGAGGACUCAGCUCUCUGUUCGAGUUCACGCCAUCCUCGAGAAGCUGUAUAACUCCCAGGGUCCUGAGCUCAGGCGCUCGCUCUUCUCUCUCAAACAGCUCUUCCAGGACGAUAAAGACCUGGUCCCAGAGUUUGUGGCGUCUGAAGGUUUGACGUGUUUCAUUAAAGUCGGAGCAGAGGCUGACCACAACUACCAGAACUACAUCCUGAGAGCUCUCAGCCAGAUCAUGCUGUUUGUGGACGGGAUGAACGGAGUGAUAAACCACAAUGAGACGGUGCAGUGGCUCUACACACUGACAGGAAGCCAGUCUCGUCUGGUGGUGAAAACGUCUCUGAAGCUGCUCAUCGUCUUCGUUGAAUAUGCAGAGUCCAACAGUCCUCUGCUCAUCAUCGCUGUCAACACAGUGGACGCACAGAGAGGUGUGAAGCCCUGGAGCUACAUGAUGGAGAUUCUGGAGGAGAGAAAUGGCUCUGACACAGAGUUGCUCAUUUUUGCCAUGACCCUCAUCAACAAGACUCUAGCGGCACUCCCUGAUCAGGACUCCUUCUACGAUGUGACAGACAGUCUGGAGCAGCUGGGGAUGGAGAACAUCAUCCACAAGCACAUGAACAACAAGGGGACCGAGCCUGACCUCCGAGCGCAGUUCUCCAUCUACGAGACAGCUCUGAAGCAUGAGGAUGGAGACGACGACUCGUCCCCUCUCCUCCAUAAAGAGAGAAGAAAGAUGGCUGCCAGUGAGCAGGAGGGACGGGGGGGCUCGUCUUCCUCAGGUCCGCCUCUGCUGGACAGGUCUUCCCAGCUGAACCAGGAGCAGCCCAGCAGCAAGACAGAGACCAAACCCAGUUUCAAUCCCAGAAGGGCAGUGACACUGAUGUGCUUCACGCCGGCCAUGUCGGCUCACCUGCUCUCCUGCCACCUCCACAGAGACACCUUCCUGCGCAACCUGACAGCCGCACAGCGGGAGAAGAAGAGAAGAAUUGAACAGCCCAUAAGCCUGAGCCCAGAGCAGACAGCAGAGGAGGGCAGGGGUGUGCCGGUUGCAGAGCCGCCGUGUCAUGCCUCGUCUGUGCAGCAUCAGCACAGCACACUGUCCAACGGCAAGAAGUUUCUGCUGAUCAUGCUCUACUCCAAGAGCAGUACUGCUGCACCUGACCCCGCUGAAGAGGAAGGCGGCUCUGUGCUCGGUGGGGGGGAUCCAGCUGCUCAGGGACAUGUGUUGAAGCAUCUGUCCAGCUUCAAAGCGCAUCCAGUGGAGCCCUCGAGCCAAAGCGAGAGCAGCGCCUCCCGCAGGGCGGAGCUGGAGGGACUGGAGGGCUCCGCCCAGGCAGCCAUGGCCCGACUAGCUGAAGAGAAACAGAACCGCCACAUCCGGCAGCAAGGCAGCAUUGACGUGGAGAGCCAUGCCCGCCGUCUGGAGACCACCCAGAUGACCCCUUUGGGCCCCGGGGGCGCCGCUAACGCCUGGAACCAGCUGCAGCCAAAGGCUGCCGCCCUGCGCAUCAAGGACCUGGACUUCUCUGACCUGCUGGACGAGGAAGAUAUCGACGUCUUGGACAAUAACACCUUCAACUCUGCCCCCACCUGCUUCUCUGGCAUCCCUCCCCCUCCUCCUCCACCCCCAGGCCAGAAGAUGGUGAGGUUGUUCUGGAAGGAGCUGAAGCAGGGAGAUGGACCUCAUAAGUGCCGCUUCGGUCGGGGCACAGUGUGGGCAUCUCUGGACAAGGUGGCUGUGGACACCAGCCGCCUCGAACACCUGUUUGAGUCUAAAGCCAAGGACCUGCCUGCCGCCAAGAGAGGAUCUGAGAUGAAAAAGCCAGUGAUUCUGGUUCUGGACCCCAAGAGGAGCAACGCCAUCAACAUUGGUAUGACUGUCCUGCCGGCCAUCCACGUCAUCAAGACCGCCAUCCUCAACUUUGAUGAGUUUGCCAUCAGCAAGGAGGGGAUAGAGAAGAUCCUGACCAUGACCCCCACGGAUGAGGAGAAGCAGAAGAUCCAGGAGGCUCAGCUGGCCAAUCCCGACGUCCCUCUGGGCACAGCGGAGCAGUUCCUGCUCAGCCUGGCCUCCAUCAGUGCCCUGACCCACCGCCUGCAGCUCUGGUCCUUCAAACUCAACUACGAGACUCUGGAGAAGGAGAUCGCUGAGCCGCUCUUUGACCUGAAGCUGGGCAUGGAGCAGCUAGCCUCCAAUCAGACCUUCAGAAGGAUCCUGGCAGCGCUGCUCGCCAUCGGCAACUUCCUCAACGGCUCCAAUGCUAAAGGCUUUGAGCUCAGUUACUUGGAGAAAGUGGUGGAGGUGAAGGACACAGUUCACCGACAGUCUCUGCUGCAUCACACCUGCAGCCAGGUGGUGGAAAAUUACCCAGAAUCCUCUGAUGUCUACUCUGAGAUCCCAGCCAUCACCCGCUCUUCAAAAGUGGACUUUGAGCAGCUCUCAGAAAACCUGGUCCAGCUGGAGAAACGCUGCAAGGCAUCAUGGGACAACCUGAAGGUGGUGGCCAAACAUGAAACCAAAACAGUGCUCAAAAACAAGAUGACAGACUUUCUGAAGGAUUGCACUCAGAGAAUUAUCAUCCUGAAGGUGGUGCACAGGAGGGUCAUCAACAGGUUCCACUCCUUCCUGUUGUACCUGGGUCAGCCGUCCUCCUCAGUCAGAGACAUUAAAGUCACUGCUUUCUGUCGGAUCAUCAGUGAGUUUGCUUUGGAGUAUCGCACCACCAGAGAGCGAAUCCUUACCAUCAAACGAAAACGAGCCACCCACAGAGAGCGAACCAAGACCAGAGGCAAACUGAUCACAGAGACAGAGAAGUUUUCGGGGGCGGUGCCUUAUCAGGACAACCCCUCCCUCAUCACGACGGCAGCAGAGGCAGAUCAAGAGGAGGAGCACGAGAACAUGAAGAACCUGCUGAUCAGCAGUAGUGUGAGCGCUGAGCAGAGAGGUCUGCGACGCACCAGAGCCGUCCGCAGUUUGGGCACGGUGAGUCCGUCUCAGAUGUCAGUAGCCAAAGAAGACGGGACCAGCUGCCAGGAUGACGCCACAGAUGAGAUCAUGGACCGACUGGUGAAGUCUGUUACCCAGAAUCCCUCAGACAGACCGUCCAGCCCCAAGACCCGAAAGCAGUCUCGGCUCAACAGGAAGUCAUUGAGGAGGACUCUGAAGAGCGGACUCACUCUGGACAUGGUUCAGGCUCUGGGGCUCAACAACAAGGCAGGAGACAAAGUCUGAGCAGACACUGAACCCAGACCAGCUGCAGGAGUAGAAUCCAGGUCCUGCUGAGCAAACAUUUUCCCUCUGCUGUUGGACUCUGUCACAGGAGGAGACCAGGUCUGCGUGCAGGGCCUCCUCUGUCACCCAUGAACAUUUGUGAAAGUGACACAAAGAACCUAUAAGCUCUGAUUAUUUUCAGCUUCCCCAACUCUAAGUGUGCAGUUAUUAAAAUAGACAUAGACAGAUGAGCAGUGUAGACAGAAACAGCAGCAAACUGCCUCUGUGUUUCUUAUCUUUCACUCCUUGGACUGAGUCUCAGCCACUCCAACUCCCUGCAGCUUCUGAAGAAACAUGUUUGGUGAUGGGACAACAUGCACUGUGUCAUUACAUUUUAGACACAGAACUUUUCUCCCUUCUGAUCAUGUUGUGUGGUCUUCACCAGCAGGCAGUCUGGUCACGACACGAGCGAGAGGCCACAUACAAAACCUAAUUAACCAGCAACGAACCUGCUGUGUUUGGAGAAAACCCCUUGAACAUGUUUCUUGUCUCACAGACAAAGUCACUAGUAUGGUACACACUGUCGGACACUUCAACUCUGUGUGUGUGUGUGUGUGUGUGUGUGUGUGUGUGUGUUACACUGACCACAAGCUGCUCUGCUGCGGAAAUGUUGUGUAGGGCGGUUUGAGCACAGAUCACGGGGUCACUCGUUUCUGUACAAUCGCAGCAUCGUUACACUAUGUGGUGUGUUGGUGUCAGUGCAACUGUUGUCACACAAACCUGAUGACGACAGCUUUGUUUAACUGAGAGCAUUUUGUAGAAAUAUGGCGCCGGAGCUUGAAUGUGCUCCAAGUAGAGCUAAUAAAGGUUUUUGAUAAAGAACCA
Monopterus albus (swamp eel) is the source of this 4544-nucleotide messenger RNA. It is a transcript of the gene fhod1, whose product is annotated as formin homology 2 domain containing 1. The coding region runs from base 159 to 3680 and encodes 1173 amino acids. The transcript is spliced from 24 exons. The record is from RefSeq and is a predicted model, not a curated record. Gene Ontology annotation, biological process: cortical actin cytoskeleton organization. Lineage: Eukaryota; Metazoa; Chordata; Actinopteri; Synbranchiformes; Synbranchidae. Gene Ontology annotation, molecular function: actin filament binding. Gene Ontology annotation, cellular component: cytoskeleton; cytoplasm.